This is a messenger RNA of Rhopalosiphum maidis (corn leaf aphid), 3719 nucleotides long. Its product is annotated as ubiquitin-protein ligase E3B. Gene Ontology annotation, molecular function: ubiquitin protein ligase activity; protein binding. Gene Ontology annotation, biological process: ubiquitin-dependent protein catabolic process; protein polyubiquitination. The transcript has 18 exons. Lineage: Eukaryota; Metazoa; Arthropoda; Insecta; Hemiptera; Aphididae. Bases 144 to 3410 code for a protein of 1088 amino acids. The record is from RefSeq and is a predicted model, not a curated record.
AAAAAACAAUCACCUGACUUUAGUCACUUAACUUAAUACUUCAUAUUAUCAUAAUAUCAUACCUAUUAACUAUGAUUGUGACUUAUGAGUACAAGUUUUGAAUUAAAGUAUGAGCAUAGAAUACAUUUAAUUAAGUAACUAAAAUGAUGUUUGGUGAUUCUAAAACGCAGUUUAUUGAACAAACAAGAGCUGCACGAAUAGAAAGAGCAAAUGAUCGUAAACGUGAACAAUCAGUUAUCCUUGUCCAAUCAUUAGUCAGAGGAUGGCUAGUUCGCAAACGCAUUCGAAACUUAGUAUUGCAACAAUUUGAUGAAACAUUUGAGAAUAUCAAUGAUUUGAAACCUGCUAUUACUGUUUAUUUAUCUGUGAAAAAAUUUUUAACUUAUUGGGACGAAAAGCAAGAUAGACAAAGAUUUGAAAAACUUUGCAGGUAUAUAAUUCUUAGUCUAGAAUGUGAUACAAUCAAACGUAGCUACAUAUCAGUAGCUUUAAUUAGUGAGCAUGCAGUCAACUGGAUAAAUCAUGUCAAAGAAAUUCUGUCUAUUUGUCUUAGUUAUCUCACUAAACUUCAGCCAAAAUCAUUAGAUGAUUCUUCUUUUUUACACACUUUACUUCAUGUGAUUGUAUCUUUUACAUCAACUUCAAGAUGGUGUGCUAUACAUUCUAAUAAUUCUUUGCAAGGAUUAAAACCUGGAUUGGAGCGUUUAACAGAAAACUUGAUAGCACACUUAUUGAAUAAAAAUGUGUUUAACACUAUGCAGACAUUGCUAAUAACUGGGUUAUUGGGCAUCAAAAUUUUAUUAAAACCUGUGGCUAUGACAGCUAUAAUGACUAUUUGUUGGAGAUGUUUGGUUCUGAGCAACUUUUCAACAAAUAUUUUUCAACUAUUUGUUAUAAAGAUUUAUUCUAUACCCUUAUUAGUAGAGUAUUUGAUAUCUCUCUCAUCUAAAAUUAUUGAAACAUUUAAUUCUGUAAAUCUACUUGAAAAGAUAAUGCAGUUAUUAAAUGAUCAAAAUCAAUGUGAUGAAAUAUUUCAUUGUUUACAUCCAAGUUGGUGUUUGUCAUUAAUUGCAAAUAUUGUGCAUUUAGCAGAAUUAAGCGCCAAAACAGAUCAAUUUGAAAAUAAUUCUACAUCUGUUUUUAUUGUUGGUUUAACAACAUUUUUGGACACUAUUAGAGUUAAUGUUGUUAAAAAACAUUCAAACGUAUCUAGUGUUUGGCAUCCUGAACUUGGUUGGUUCACAGCAAAUUUAAAUUGUCAAUGUUCUCCAAAUAUACCUCCUUUGAAAAAUCAAUUAAUUCCAUUAUGGUGUGGAACUUUAUGUUCCAAGUUACUUCGAUGUCAUCUAAUUAAUGCUUUAGAACAAAUACCUGAAAAUCAACUAGUACCAUCACCUCCGCCUAAAACAAAUAAUCCAAUAGCAAUAAUCAAAAAGGCAUUUGAUUUGAGACUAUCCAGCACUAGUCAAUCAAGUUAUAAGCUUACUGGGAUUCAUGGUACAAAGGUAGUUGCUGCUUGCAACUUAUACUUUACAUGUCUUAAGACAAUCACACAACUUAGACUAGAUAUAAUAACUGGUUUAUGUUAUCAUGAAGAUACAUUGUAUUUAUUGUGGAGGUUUUUGGCGUUUUUAGAUUCUCAUUGUGGUCUCAAGAACCUGUUGGAUAUUCUAGAAUGUGAUAAAAAUUGCAAUUCAGGUGAAUUGCGCAUGUUACAACUAUUCUGUGAUAGUAUGUCACAUUACAUAACUAUUCUUGAUGAUAUAGAAAUGUAUGAGCAACAGAAACCAUUUGUUAUGCGUGACUACAUUUUAAUGUCUAGUUUUUUAAACAUAUUUCUUUAUAAAGGAAUAUCUCAGAAUUUAUUUAGUAAGAUAUUAAUUUUAUUUUUACUUUUAACAAAUGUGUAUUUAAUAAAAAAAUGUUUGAAUAUCUUAGAUAUUCAAGAUACAGCUUCUCCAUCUUAUAGCUUGUUUCGAUCUUGCCGUACUCUUCUAAUGGUUCUUUAUCGCAGAGAUUGUCGUAGAUCUUUUGCACCUCCAGGACACUGGCUGAUUGGUGAUCUUAAAACUUCUUCGUUUUUUAAUGAACUCAAAAAGGGUCGCAAAAUAUAUUCGACUUUAAUUCAAGAAAUCCCUCAUAUAGUUUCUCAUGAAACACGUGUUCGAUUAUUUAGAAAGUAUGUUUCUCGUGAGAAGUUUGCUUUAGGUGUACAUGAAUUACACGAUAACGACAAUUUCAUGCCACCUAUCAUUACUAUACGAAGGAAUCGAAUAAUCGAAGAUGGUUAUACAUAUAUAUCUGAAUUGUCACUGAAACGUUUCAAAGGUGUAAUUAGAGUAAAAUUUAUAAAUGAACAGGGAUUAGAUGAAGCAGGAAUUGAUCAAGAUGGUGUAUUCAAAGAAUUUCUUGAAGAAACUAUAAAGAGAGUAUUUGAUCCGUCAUUAAAUUUAUUUCGUACUACAGAUGAACAACGAUUAUAUCCAUCACCUUCAUCACAUAUUCAAGAAAACCAUCUGAACUUAUUUGAAUUUGUUGGUCGUAUUUUGGGUAAAGCUGUUUAUGAGGGUAUUGUAGUUGAAGUUCCAUUUGCAUCAUUUUUUUUGAGUCAAUUAUUAGGACAAACUCAAGAGCUACUAUAUAGUUCAAUGGAUGAGUUGCCUUCAUUAGACAACGACUUGUAUCGAAAUUUAACAUCUGUUAAACAUUAUGAAGGCGAUGUUUCAGAAUUAGAUUUGACUUUUUCUGUGGUUGAUAAUCACCUUGGUCAAUUGACUACCCAUGAUCUUAUACCUGGUGGAAGAGUAAUAUCAGUUACUAAUCAAAACAAGAUUAAUUAUGUACAUUUAAUGGCCCAUUAUGUUAUGCAUACACAGAUCAAAGCACAAACAGCAGCUUUCAUCAAAGGAUUUAAAUAUGUUAUAAAUCCUGAAUGGUUAUCAUUAUUUUCUACUCCUGAACUUCAAAAACUUAUAUCUGGGGAUAACGCUCCUAUUGAUUUACUUGAUCUUCGAAGAACUACACAAUAUUAUGGAGGAUUUCAUGACUCUCAUCGUGUGAUUCUGUGGUUGUGGGAAGUUCUUCAAAAAGACUUCACAGAAAAAGAAAGAUCACUUUUCCUAAAAUUUGUAACAAGUUGUUCAAAACCACCUUUACUGGGAUUUGCAUAUUUGGAGCCACCAUUUUCCAUAAGAUGUGUCCAAGUAGCAGAUGAUGAAGAUUUUGGUGACACGCUUGUAAGUGUUAUUCGAGGAUUCUUCACUAUUCGUAAAAAAGAUCCAAAUCUUAGACUGCCUUCAGCUUCUACCUGUUUCAACUUGCUCAAGCUUCCAAACUAUCAGAAAAAAAGUAUCCUUAGAGACAAACUUAGGUAUGCAAUUUCAUCAAAUACUGGAUUUGAAUUGUCGUGAAUUUUCUUGAUGAAACAAAAUAAUUUCAUGUUUAAAGCAUUGAGUAUUAUAAUUCCUGUUAUAAAACUAAGAUGUACGAAUUAUGAUUAUUGUAUGUGAUGUAGUUAAUUAAUCUAUUUAUUAUAAGGACUGAAAAUUAUCAUUACAUAGUUUUAUGAGGAAAUUAAUAGUUUCCAAGUUAUCAUUCCAAAUGAUGAAAUAAUUUUUAAACCAGUUAAAAUAUUAGGCUGAUUUACAUAGAUAAUAUUGAUGAUAAUAAUAAUAUAAAUUGUAUUUAAGUACUCAACAUGCCAGCGUAUUUAAAUGUAA